Molecule: messenger RNA, 1119 nt
Organism: Dioszegia hungarica
Lineage: Eukaryota; Fungi; Basidiomycota; Tremellomycetes; Tremellales; Bulleribasidiaceae
Product: putative Enoyl reductase
Exons: 6
Coding region: 1-1119 (372 amino acids)
Molecular function (GO): oxidoreductase activity, acting on NAD(P)H
Source: RefSeq, a predicted model, not a curated record
AUGUCUUCCAUCCCCCAAACCAUGCGCGCUGUUGCUCAGCACCCCGAGGCCUCGGCACCCAACUCGGUCCCCUUUGGUCCCUCCGAGGGCCGCAAGAACAUGCACGCACUCGUCCAGGAGGUCCCUGUGCCUCAGCUCGACGAGAACGACAUCUUGAUCAAGGUCGCCUACGCCGCACAAAACCCCACCGACUACAAGCACUCAUACUGCAUGUCCCCACCAAAAGCCCUCAUUGGGUGCGACUUCUCCGGUACCGUCGUCAAGCUCGGCAGCAACACCAAGAACGCCAACAUCAAGGUCGGUGACCGGGUCGCGGCGUCUCUUCACGGUGGUCUCUUCACGGACAAGGGUUCCUAUGCCGAGUACUGCAAGGCCCCGAGCGACCUCGUCUUCAAGGUGCCAGAGAAGAUGAGCAUGGAGGAGGCCGCGACAUUCGGUGUGCCAUGGGUCACUGCUGCGCAGACUCUCACCCACAGCCAGGGCCGGAAGCUCCCACCAGCGCAGGUCGGAGAUGAAUGGUUCCUCAUCUAUGGAGGCUCCACCUCGGUCGGUCUGUUCGCCCUCCAGCUCGCCAAGGCUAUGGGCUACAAGGUCGUCACUACCGCCUCCCCUCACUCCUUCGAUCUCGUCAAGCAGUACGGCGCCGAUGAGGUUGUCGACUACCACAAGGGCAAAGAAGCAUCCGAGGAGAUCAAGAAGAUCACCGGCGGCGGUGUCUCCCGCGGUCUCGACUGUAUCGCCGAGGGCGGGUCGUUCGACAUCUGCCUUGACGCCUUCAAGGCGGGUGACGGUCAGCUCAACCUUGUGCUUCCCGCCAGCCCCGAGGUGGAGAAGAAGCGCCCGGAGAUCAAGAAGCCUUUCACCCUCAUGUACUCUCUCCUCGGCAACGACUGGAACAUCACUCCUCUCGGCGAGAACAGGACCCUCCCUUCGCCCAAGGAGGACCAUGAGUUCGGUAUCGAGAUCUUUGGCCGCACGGCCGAUAUCAUCGAGAAGUACAACAUCAAGCCCUUGCCUACCAAGGUCCGCGGCGGUCUUGAGGAGGUCACGAAGGGCUGGGAAGAGCAGGCAGACGGGAAGGUUUCCGGCGUGAAGCUUGUGUACAAGAUAGAACAAUAG